Messenger RNA from Oryzias melastigma (Indian medaka), 3569 nucleotides. It is a transcript of the gene ppp1r15b, whose product is annotated as protein phosphatase 1 regulatory subunit 15B. Gene Ontology annotation, biological process: response to endoplasmic reticulum stress. The record is from RefSeq and is a predicted model, not a curated record. Gene Ontology annotation, molecular function: protein phosphatase regulator activity. Bases 662 to 2617 code for a protein of 651 amino acids. The transcript has 2 exons. Gene Ontology annotation, cellular component: protein phosphatase type 1 complex; endoplasmic reticulum. NCBI's taxonomy places the organism in Eukaryota, Metazoa, Chordata, Actinopteri, Beloniformes, Adrianichthyidae.
UGAGCUGUGGGCGCGCGUCCCCGCGUCGCUUGCGCGUUCCCGCUUCCUUUCCGCCACUGGCUGGAAGGGAAACGCGCAUGCCUGAUGACGAGUCGGAGUUUCUGAUGAAAUCGGCCACCGGAGAGGACUCACGAAGCAGCUGAACGCCUCUUCUGGACGGACACAGAAUAGUAUUACCGGCGGGAGCAGCACAAAUCUACCCACGUCGGAUGAAGAGGCCGCUUUUAGCUGGUGUAGACCUGGAUAUUUGACGUCCUCGCGCCCUGAGUAUCCGCCUGUCAGUUAGCUGUCGUGCUAAGCUAACGCGCCGAAGCAGCCGUUCCUGGUGAGCUCCCCGCCGCCGCAGGAGGUUAAAACGCGGUAGAAUGGCUCGUUUCACCUCUUCAGAUCGGAAUUCAUCCUCGUUUCACGGCUCCGUUGUUGGCUCCCCGUCCGUAAGUCCAGGCUCCGGCUCCACACGACAGAAGUCUAACCACCACUCCCAACGAAACGCCAGCUGUGCCGGAGUUAUGAGAGACAUUUCCUGGAUUCCGUGUGGUUCUGGUGGCUGGUUCUGGUGUCGGUCAGUUUAGAGAGUAUGUGUGAAGCUUUCGGACUACGCGCUUCGGUGUGACAGCUGUCAACCCUCACGGCGGCUCCUCUGAGUUCUUUAACCCCGAACAUGUUCCGGAGCUUGAACCCUGAUGGGCCGCAGAGCUCUGCCUCUCCCGCCGGGUCCAGGCUCUCCUCGAUGGUACAGGACAGCCAGGAAAGCUCGUGGAUCGGCCAGCUGUCCCGGCCUGCGCUGUCCCUUCUGCACAAACUCGUUCCGGGUCGGCCCCGGGCCUCUGCUCUGGUUGAUUCUGGUUCCGGGUGGUUCGGUGGGGAGUCCAAAAGCUUUGUUCAGGAAGAAAACGAGUUUUUAAGAAAACUGACUGAUCUGAUGCCGCUCCCGCAGCACGCGCCUGCUCACCUGUCAUACUUGCAGUGUCAUCAUGAUGGACCAGGUCUGGUGGAGCGUGGGGGCGCCAUCGGCCCUCUUUGGUUGACCCCUGAAUCUUUGGAACCGGAGCGUCCCGGUGGGGCCAACAGUGUCCUCUUCAGACAGCCUCACAUAAGCUUCAUCUCUUCUGUCAGAACUUUUCUAAAUCAGGUUCUGUCGAACUAUCAGGAACUGAGACCUGCUGGGGGCAUGGAGGGUCCAUCAGAGCCGGUGAGCCCCUCUUUGAGGAGCAGGCCCUGGUGGGACAGUCUUCUUCAGGGGGAGGAAAAGUCAUUGUGGUCAGAGAAGUCCUGGCACGAGGAGGGGGCAGAGGCCAGCCAGCUUUGUCUUUCCCCAUCAGCUGAGACAAAGCCCUGCCUGUUUGACCACUACAGCUGCAGAGAGUGGACGCUGGGAGAAAACACUGGACCCCCCCACUACAAAGAAGAGCUAACCCUUAAUGGAGGCCUUUGUACAGUCCAGAACCCAGAGGGGUCGGCAGCAGACCGGCAGCGCUGCAUCAAGCCCUUCCCCAACAGAGUCAAUGGCUUCUCCGGUGUGGAAGAGGAAUACUCCCAAAGCCCCCCCCAAUACCAGGUUAUGUCUGAGGGUGCAACCGAGGAGCAGCCUCAGGUCGACACCCCUGAGAGUGCUUCAGCUGCCACGGAGAUGGAGGAGUCCUCCUCCACACAGGGUAAGGAGGAAGAACAAGCGUGUUCUGGAAGGGCGACUGAACCCUCUGCCCCCCAGUGCCAGAACAAAGCCAUUGCCUUCAUCAUGGGCUGCCCCUGCAGCGACGAUGAGAGCAGCCAAUCAGAAGAGUCCAGUGAUGAAGACGAUGAUGGCUUUGACAGCGAAGGCUCAUCUGACCUGUCCAACUCCUCUGAAGAAGAAGAAGAAGAAGAAGAGGAAGAGGAGGAAGAGGAUGAAGACUCGGACAGUGAGCCCGACUCGGAUUCCGAGCGGUUGUGGACCUCCAUGUGCCAAAUCGCUGACCCCUACAACCCCCGGAAUUUCACUGCCUGCCUGCACACAGGCAGAAGCCAGCCUCAGCCCAUUCACACACCCACGCCCCCUUCUUCCACCCAGUCCAGCCCAGACCCCUCCCCUGACCUUUCCACCUUUGUACCGCCUUCCAGCCUGGACUCGUGGGACGAGUCUACAUCAGCAAGUGAAGUGGAUGAAUGUGAGAGCCUACGGCUGCUCAGCUCCUUUAGCUGCUCUUCAGACCCAUACAGCCUUUUGAACUUCCAGGCCCCACUCAGGACUCGAAGGCCCACCGGGCCCCCCCACAAAGUCAAAGCCAAGAAACCCCCUGAGUCCAAGUCCCAUCCAGAUCAGUUCACUUCAGCAUCUCCACCUGAGUACAACAAGGAGGAGGCAGAGGAGAGGAUGGACAGCGGCUUCUCCGAGCGAUCUGGUUCCUCUAGAUCUACAAGCUGCAGGAGCUCCAAAAAGGUCCGGUUCUGUGACACUGUGGAGGAGUUCUUCGCCAGCUGUGAGGAGGAGGAGGAGGACCGGCAGGGCCCGUGGGAGCAGAUGGCCCGGGACCGCUGUCGCUUUCUGCGGCGCUGCCAGGAGGUGGAGCAGCAAAUCGCGUACUGCCUGCAGCCACAGCACCGACUCCGGGUUUACCAGCGCCUGGAGGACAGCUGAGAGACGCCCUGCAGGGGGCGCUGUCCCUCCUCUGCUGAGCUUUGUUCCGACUCAGACUCACAAAGACAUACCCUCUGGCAGUGAAGAUGUCGCCCAGGUGUGGACUCACCUGUCUCUCACAGCUGCUGUUUUUAUUCAUCUGUUUUUCAGAUAAAACGGAUAAACUCAAAUAAAUAUUUUCCUCUGAGAGUUCAAACGUGACACUUCUGUCAGAGCGCCGCGGGAACAAGCGUCGACAUUAAGACUCAGUGUUUGUGUUGUGCAGAUGAACUGUUAACUGUGUUUGUGUCGCGCUCUUCACUGGCGGUCAAUGAGGUGGAUGUUCAGCAGGGGGCGCUCUGACUCAACCCUGCAGCCACAACCCAGAAACUCAGAAUUUUCAGAAGGAUGUCGGUACCUGAAUUCACCUCAUUUAGACUGAAAAAUGAAGUAUUUGUCGUGAGCUCAGGUGCUUCAGUAUUUCCCAGACAUGACCGUGUUCUUGUUGAUCCAGAUGUGUUCUGAUGCAGCCCGAUUAGUCUGCAGUGUGUGAUAAAUAAUCGGUGUUAUGAUUUUUAUUGAAAAAAACCAAAGUGAGUGGCUCCUUUGAUAACAGCUCUGUGACACUAACAAUGAAGGCCAAUUUGUUUUCAGGCGUGUGGGAGGAGAGCGGCGGCGUGUCUGAAUGUCUGACCUCAGUUCAAAGGGAGCUUUUUAUUUUUGUAUCAUCAUUUGGUUUGUAGUCGAUUGUCCCGCUUGCUCACCUCCUCACACUUUUAUGAUUUAAUAAAAUCAGUAUCUGAUAACUCGACUCUGAAAUCACAUUGUCUUCACUCCUGCUGAAUGUGAUGUUGCGUUCAGGGGUAAUCAUGGACAAUUGAGUGUCAGAAAAAAUGAAGUAUAAAUAAAUAAAAAUAUAAAUAAAAACAUGUCUGAUCUUCAGAUUGCUGGAGUUCUGUAGAUGUACAAAUGA